AAUAUUCUUAUAGUAUUCGUGAUUAUUUCUCACUGUUUUGUGAUUGUUAAUUCCUACCUAAAUUUUAGUUUUUUUAAUAUCAAAAAUUGAUGAAAAAAUCUUUUUUCAAUAUAGUUGAUGUUUUGAAAGGUACUAAGAGCAAAAAAAUGUUUAUGUGGCACCCUGCCUUCCAACUUCUCUUGAUAAAUGCUGUCAAUAAUUGUUUUUGCUUGCAAUCAUUCAUCGACAUAAUUAUGUUGAUCUUUUUUCCAUAAAAAAAAUGAACAAAACGAGCCUAAAUUUUGUCAGUUAACAAAAAAAAAGAAAAAAAAACAGACUAAAAAAUGUUUAAAAAAUAAAAAACGGCCACCAUCGUGUUAGAUUCUACUGGCUCUUAUAGAAAAGUGUUUAUGAUAGAAUAUAUACAUUAAAUUAAGAACAGUGCAUACCAAAUUUUCAGUGAUUUUAGGUCUCAUUUUAGUACAAUGUACGUCUCCAUUUAAGAUUAUUUGGUUGAUGCAAUGUUAUGUAUUUGUGUUUUCUUUGAGUUUGUAUCUGUUUUAUAUUUGUGGUAAUUUUUUGGUCUCUAGCAAUAGCAAAGGUUAACUUAUAUGUAACAGAAAAUCUUAGGUGUGCUAGAUUUGUGCAUGUAGGAUCAAUUCCUGUUAAAUAUACCAACUCUGAGGUUUUCUUUGCUAUGGACUGAAUUAAAAUUAUAUAAAAUGUUCCAUUUUAGUGACACGUAUGAUAGGUGCCCAAACAGAAUAAACAAAUUCACAUUUCCAGUCAAGCAUUAUAUGUCUCUUUCUCACAACAAGAAUUACAAAAGGAAGAAAACUAUUAUUUUUGGUAGAAUAUAUUUACAGUUCCUAUACAGGAUAUGAAUAAUUCAAGUUAUUGGUGUAUAAUACAAUCAAAUAUGAAAGACUUUGGAUUGUUUGUAACAAUUUUAAUAUUAGCACCUCUCUGUCUCGCUUCUACUCAUUUAACAAGAACGGUCAAAAGGGAAGUUAAAAAAGUAUCAUGUGGCAACAUAACCCACCAUGUCAUCCAUGAAACAGCCACUAGCACGAGUAACAAAAAUGAUGUCAUCCACUAUGUGUGGUGUGCAAUCAAUCGACCCACCAUACUGAUUAAACAUGUUUUCAACAAAACCACUCUGAAAGUAAAUAAUCAAAGUAUUUGCGAUCAAAAAGGUUUAGCUUUCGAGUUUACCCCGGAUAACUCUGGUAUAAGCGGGCUGAUCCUGACUAAAGUCUUUUCGUAUGAAGAUCCUGACGGUACUGUUAACUUUAACACUGACAAUAUAAAAUAUGAAGUAGCAGACAAUUACAGGUGGGAGUACAUCAAUGACAAAGCAGAGGACUCUGCCAUUUUUAAUGGCACUACAAGACACUAUCCAGCUGGUGGUAACAUUAUGUUUAAGGUACAAGCACAUACAAAAACUACCAACGCUGAUGAAUGGCCGCACAACCCUGUAAAUGCCAAUUUGACGGAGUUUACGCUCGGUUUAAAUAAACUGCCAGGUAUCUCGGGGGUUGUACAUUCCAGAUAUGCAGUUGAGGUGGUCGUUUUUCGUACUGGCGGCUCACGCAGUGUUAGUUACGACACAAAGGAAUAUCUAGACGACGAAUACACCCCUGGUAUCUUCAACAUCUGGUCGGCGGACCUUCAGUCUGGUGGUGAUAAAAGUUAUGCUACGUGGAAGCCGGUAGCUUACGACAAGCCUGAACGUUCAAGAAAGAAUCAGAUAUUUGCGCGAAAUCAUGGGAGCAGCGAUAAACUCGACAAAAGCGGUUCUUUCCAACCUUACGCGGGUAACAUUACUUGGUCAAUAGUGAAGGGGCUCCCUGACGUUCGUUUUUUCGGCGUUAACGUCACGUUCGGCUCAUCAAAAGACGAUGUAUAUAAGGGGAAUAAGUCGGUUAUUACGUGGGUUGGAUUGGUCGGUUCUGGGAAGCCUCCCUGCGAUACAUACUCCGACACGACGUUAGCUAUUAUAAUCAGCGGACUCGGUGCUCCAGGUAUAGUUAUCUUAAUUGCUAUAUUUGUGUUGCUGAUUAGGCGAGUUCGACUUAGUAGACGCUCCAAAUAUAGUCAAAUAAACUAAUUUGUGGAUUUAUCAAUUUUUUUUUAUGAACUAGUAAAAGUAAUUAACUAUUGGUAAAUAAUAUAAAAAGGUGCUUACUGGAACACCCAACUUUUAAGCUCACUGGAACACCCAACUUUUAAGCUCACUGGAACACCCAACUUUUAAGCUUUAAAACAUUGCGUUAAGAAUAAAAUUCAUUUGACUGAUAAUUAAUCAUAUUUACUCCUGCAAUAAACAGGACGAAAGUUUAUUUCAGUGACCUAAUUUGUUGGUGAGCAUUUCUGUUUUUGAAGCAUAAUAGCUGAAUAUUUUCAGCAUUUUUCUGCUGCGGUAAAAAAAUUUCUUCUGCAGAUAGUCAAAUUUCGCAUCUUUCUCGAGUGGAGACGUAUGUGCACUUAAGAAUGUUUACAAUGUUCUGAAUACAUGCAGUAAGAUAGAGACUCCUUAUUUUAUGUAUAGAUAUAAACUGCUGGAUAGAAGGAGAAUAAUUUUUGCACGUUAAAUUAACGAUUCGUAGUUGUAGAAUCUUACAGUUCUCAGUUUAGUUGUUUUAUAAAUACCACUUUAAAGUGAACGCGAUUUCGAGAUUCUCUUUUUUUCAGUCUAGUGAGAAUUUUCUAAUUUAUGUAUCGUUCUGCACGCUUUUUUUUUAUAAGAAACAUACUUUUUAAGUGCAGCCUGGAUUUUUCUUUAUUUUAAAGAUGGUUUCUGGAAAUGUAUAUUGGCCCUUAUUACUACGAUGCGAUUUUGUAAUUGAAGAAGUCUUUAACCUAAAGGUCUUGGUUUUUUUUUCGAAUGUAUUUUAUAUAACAGGCGUAAAUCAUUUGAUAUCAAGUUCAUGAGUACUUAAGUUGUUGUGUUUCCUUUUUUAAAUUCUCUUCAAUUAUUUUGGAUAUCUCCUUGUUAACAGAAACUCAAAUAACAUGUUGUCCGAUUUUUGACCGCCGUCGAACAUUGGUACCAUUUUAGUGACGUCAUACGCAAAAUUAAUUUAUUUAGUUCCUAUUAAGAACUCGAAAAGAGAGAAGCAUAUUUUUGCGUUUUUAUGUUCUAGUUAAUAUAAGUAACUUUGUCACGUGACAUAUUUUGUAAAUAAUAUUUUUUUGCAUACAAAAUUUUUCGAAUAUUUUAAAAUAUUGUUUUUUCAUGUUA
This is a messenger RNA of Hydractinia symbiolongicarpus, 3223 nucleotides long. Its product is annotated as glycosylated lysosomal membrane protein A-like. NCBI's taxonomy places the organism in Eukaryota, Metazoa, Cnidaria, Hydrozoa, Anthoathecata, Hydractiniidae. The transcript has 5 exons. Bases 860 to 2089 code for a protein of 409 amino acids. The record is from RefSeq and is a predicted model, not a curated record. Gene Ontology annotation, cellular component: lysosome.